This is a messenger RNA of Eriocheir sinensis (Chinese mitten crab), 881 nucleotides long. RefSeq lists its product as uncharacterized. The transcript has 4 exons. Lineage: Eukaryota; Metazoa; Arthropoda; Malacostraca; Decapoda; Varunidae. The record is from RefSeq and is a predicted model, not a curated record. The coding region runs from base 146 to 751 and encodes 201 amino acids. Gene Ontology annotation, molecular function: protein dimerization activity.
AUGCCUUCAGUGAGCGAGCGGGGAGGACUCAAUCUUGCUGGUUCAGUGUGCGACCAGCCUCUGUGUGGGUGGGACGUGCCGCGCCUCGCUCCUCCAGUUUGACUCUCCUUGCCAAACUCAGCAUCUCUCAUCUCCCUUGUGGCCUAUGGUGGAAAUUAUAAUGGUGGAGUUGAAAACCAAAGUUCGGGUAACCACAUUAUGUUUCUGCAACGGGACCAUUCACCACCACCACACCACCACCAACUCCACCACACCACCACCACACCGUAGACGCAUCCUUCUUCCACCACCCGCACCACCCCCAACACCCCCAACACCACCAGUAUCACCACCACCGGGCCAAGGAAAGAUGCCCACCCAUGCCUCGAGGAUUGUCAGAAAGUACAGGAAGUCUCGGUUGAAAAGAGUGAAGCGGCAGGAGUUCAAGAAGCUGAGAGAUAUGGUCCCGGCCUUACAGGAGAAGCCAGUUGUGACCAAGGUGGAGGUGAUCGAGGAGGCCAUAAAAUACAUUGACCAACUCCACUCCGCGCUCAUUGAGAGAUUCAGAACCAGAGGACUCCCGCCAACACUAAGAGACCUUCCACUUGAGGCACGCGAAGUCCACGGUGGAAACAUCCGAGAGGUGGUCCGCCGUCUGCUGGCCGCUUCCACGCCCUCACCCACGCCCACGCUGCCGCCCCCCGCCCGUCUAGAGAACGCCCGCGCCCUUCCGACCUUCAUCCAUAAGCUAGGGAAGGCGCGGCGGCUCUAGGGAAGGAAGGAACGAAGGAAAGAAGGAAGGAUUUUAGAAGUAAGAAAGUGUGAAUGAGUGACCCAGAGAGGAGAAAGGAAAGGAAAGGAAAGGAAAGGAGAGAGAGAGAGAGAGAGAGAGAGAGAGAGAG